AUGGUCUUCCGUCGCUCAGCGGUUCCCGAGACAGCAUCAGCAGCGGCGCUAGUGGUGUACGACUAUCUAUUGAACUUUGGUCGCGAGGUAACCCUAAUCUGGCUCUCGCCAUGGACGUAUACCAAAGUGCUGUAUCUUGUGGUUCGAUACCUCCCCUUUUUAGCCUUUGUCAUCUUUAUUCGAAUUCAGCUUUAUCUUGGGGUUACGGUGGCCUCGUGCGUAUGGAUGUACCCGGUGGUCGUUUGGGCCACGACGGUCUCCACAUUCACAGCGGAAGUCGUCAUGAUGAUCAGAACGUGGGCAGUCUGGGGUCGAGACAAGAGGGUCGCUGCAUUUUUCCUCACUCUAUGUUGCCUCUAUAUUGGCCUUGCGACUGCCGGCAAUGUCAAGUUUAACAGGAGCGUUGUUUUUGCGGAGCCUCCAUAUCCAGGAUACAGAGGCUGCCUUGUAGUCGAGGCUUCCAAAAGUUUGACCAAUGAUUAUUCCAUGCUGGUGGUUAUGGAGUUUUUCGUAUGUGUACUCACGGCCUGGAGCGCCGUCCGAUCAUCCAAAACUGGAACUACGAAUCGGCUCUCGGCAAUCAUCCACAGAGAUGGUAUUCUGUUUUAUCUAUACCUGCUAGUCGGUUCCGUCGCAAACGUAAUCUUUUUCACUGCCCCAGUUAUACCGCUUGAACUUCACGCUGCUUUUGUGCCAAUCUGCUUGGCACUCUACACAAACCUCACCAGCCGUGUGGUGCUUAACAUCCGCGAGGUUGCCCGUGAGGGACGUAAUAAAUCUGCGAUGGAGACCCAGCUGCACGACUACAGGGAUGAUGAGGGGGUCCAGGAGCCUACGGUCAUUCCGUUGUCGCUUCGCUCACGGCAGAAGGAAUUCCAGUGA
This is a messenger RNA of Laccaria bicolor S238N-H82, 882 nucleotides long. RefSeq lists its product as uncharacterized. Lineage: Eukaryota; Fungi; Basidiomycota; Agaricomycetes; Agaricales; Hydnangiaceae. The transcript is spliced from 12 exons. The record is from RefSeq and is a predicted model, not a curated record. The coding region runs from base 1 to 882 and encodes 293 amino acids.